Molecule: messenger RNA, 1729 nt
Organism: Ostrea edulis (European flat oyster)
Lineage: Eukaryota; Metazoa; Mollusca; Bivalvia; Ostreida; Ostreidae
Exons: 12
Coding region: 69-1496 (475 amino acids)
Source: RefSeq, a predicted model, not a curated record
ACCUUCUUUUGUUAGAAUAUUUACCAGGAAGUUUAAUUCACAGUCGACCUAUUAGAUGCUCUCUAGCAAUGGAAAUGAAAGCAUGUUGGGGUAUUUUAUUCUUUUCCGGAUUGGUGUUAAGGAUUAAUUCUGAGAUCGUGAAACUAAUAUGCCUAGAGACAGCAAUAAAAUUUGGGAUGAGUGAUGUUGCCUGUGAUAUUACCGUACAAAAAUUGCAGUCCUGGUUCGAAGAACCUCCACACGGAUUUCCUUGUGAGGAACAAUGUUCAUUAUCAGUGACGCUGGAUGAUGAUGUAUCCGUUGCGGUGAGCAAAUUACGGUUUCAAGUACACGGUGAUUUAAAAAGGACGCUGAACCUAAACAGGAAGUGUCUAGUUGAUGAUACUGUUGAGGUAAUAGUGGACUGCUCACCUAGUGCGUUCAAAGCUUAUUCUGGACUCAUCUGCUCAGAAGACAUGGAAUGUGGAAAAUCCAAUGCGUAUUGCUCCACGUAUGGAGACACGGGGCGAUGCAUGUGUGACAAUGGAUUUCUACUAAUCAAUGGAUAUUGUAGAAAAGUUGGUUUGAUUAUCGGCGACCACUGUGAUAUAAACGAGCAGUGCACGGGUUCAGCGAAUUCCGGAAACUGUUUAAUGAGCAAAUGUGACUGUCGAUCCGGAUAUUACAGGAGUGGUUCAAACUGCUACCCAAAUGAAGCUUCUCUCGGCCAAUUUUGCAUUGAUGACACGCAAUGUUCUCGGUCAACCGACAACAGCUGCUGUAACGCUGGGUUGUGUGCAUGUUGCCUGGGGUUUAUUCAGCAUGGUUUACUGUGUGAGAAAUCCAGUAUGACGACAGACUCUCAGAUCAUCAGCUCCCAACGGUCAUCACAACCUCACGAUGAAAUAUCCGGUACAACCACAGAAAGCGAUAGCGCGAUCAGUACCAGUGACCCGAACACGCAGCAACAGUACCAAGCUAGUGAGAAUGCUGGGAAGGGUUCUAGUGCGGGAACAGUAGCGGGAGCUGCGAUUGGAGGUUUUGUCCUGGGAAUCGUGGUCAGUCUUGGCAUCAUGAUUUUCUUGCGAAAGCGUGAAUCCCACGGAAAGCAAAACAAUGAUUGCAGAAAAGUAGUCGUUAAUCAAUCAUAUGACAAAGAUACAGAAUUUGGAGAAUCAAGUCAAAUUUCAAAUACAACAGAUACGAAACAGGUAUCUCACGUGCGACCAACCAUCAGAGAGGCCACAUACUCCAACAUAAAAUGUCCAUCCGACAACGACAAUGGCGACAUUUAUAACCACUUGAAUGAAAAGGAAAAGCCUGGUGCUGACUUAGACGACUACGACCACGCCCACCCAUCCACAGAGCACGGAGCCCCUGAUGAGGAUUACUGGCAUCUCAACUCCAAAUUAGAGCGUGGAAUGGGGUCAAAACAGAAUGGUGAUGUGUACGACACAUCAGGAUUCGUAGAGAGCAGUGAUCACUAUUUUACAAUGGAAAACAGGAACGUAUCGUGACAAUUCUUCUCCAUUAAUCCGCUGAUGAACGAAAUUUACACAUCGUCUUGUCAUGUCUUGUUUAUUUCAAAGAUAAACUGUAAUGUUUACAUUUUAGAAAAAAAGUACAACUUUCGAUAUCACCCGAAAGUUAAAAUCUAGGGAACGGUAUGGCUUCUGUGCAUUGUGGAACACACUUGCAUGUACAAACAUCUAUCAAAACAAGGCACAUAAACGUAGCAUAGUUUAUCAAA